AUGCAGAGUAAACAGUGGAAUGUCAGGGGUGAUUCCCUGGAAUACAGCGAAAAACCGGUUCCAGCACUGGGCGACAAUGAAGUCCUUGUCAAGCUCCAAGGAGCUUCCCUCAACUUUCGCGACAUCCUCAUCACGCAAGGAAAAUACCCCUUCCCUCUUCAACCAGGGGUUAUUCCCGGCUCUGACGGCGCAGGAACUGUCCUGGCGAUCGGGAAACGAGUGACGCGCUUCUCGCCCGGCGACCAUGUCGUGACCAUCAUCAACCAGCACUUCCUCGCAGGCCACCAGGACGAGAGAACGCUUCAAUCAGGCCUCGGCGCCUCGCUGGACGGGACGUUUCGUACGGUCGGCGCCUUUGACGAACAGGGCCUGGUUGCGAUGCCGGCUUGUCUGAGCUUCGUCGAGGCUUCAACGCUGAGCUGUGCGGGCUUGACGGCCUGGAAUGCCCUAUUCGGCCUCCCCGGGCGGAAGGUCCAGGCGGGAGACUGGCUGCUCACGCUGGGCACGGGCGGCGUGAGUCUCUUCGCGGUGCAGUUGGCGAAAACGGUCGGGGCGAGGGUGAUCUCCACGACGAGCUCGGAAGAGAAGGCGAAUAUCUUGAGGAAACUCGGGGCGGACCAUGUCAUCAACUAUCGCGAGUCGCCCGACUGGGGGCUUGUUGCGAAACAGCUCACGGGCGGCGUGGGCGUCGACAUGGUGGUUGAAGUCGGGGGGGCGACUACCCUCGCACAGAGCAUGGCCAGUCUGCGUAUGGACGGGAUGAUGAGCGUUGUUGGCUUCGUGGGGGGGGAUGACACUCCUACUGCUAUGCCGACUCUGCUGGACUGCUGGAUGAAUCUGUUCACAGCACGCGGCGUCUCAGUCGGCAACCGGCUGCAGAUGGAGGAAAUGUGUCGGGCUAUCGAGGCAAAUCCUGAUAAACUGCGGCCGGUGGUGGAUGAGAGAGUGUUCAGGUUGGAGCAGCUGAAGGAGGCAUAUGAAUAUCUGGCAGGAGGUCAUCAUAAGGGCAAGGUGUGCAUUGAUAUAAGUAUUUAAUUAUUCUUCUAUUUCU
Molecule: messenger RNA, 1051 nt
Organism: Penicilliopsis zonata CBS 506.65
Lineage: Eukaryota; Fungi; Ascomycota; Eurotiomycetes; Eurotiales; Aspergillaceae
Exons: 3
Coding region: 1-1035 (344 amino acids)
Molecular function (GO): oxidoreductase activity
Source: RefSeq, a predicted model, not a curated record